Molecule: messenger RNA, 1192 nt
Organism: Triplophysa dalaica
Lineage: Eukaryota; Metazoa; Chordata; Actinopteri; Cypriniformes; Nemacheilidae
Gene: scamp5b
Product: secretory carrier membrane protein 5b
Exons: 8
Coding region: 351-944 (197 amino acids)
Biological process (GO): protein transport
Cellular component (GO): recycling endosome membrane; trans-Golgi network membrane
Source: RefSeq, a predicted model, not a curated record
CUCGGUAAGGAUUAACCACGAACAGUUUUAAAAAACAUAUCUGGUUUUCCGUCCGAUCUUCUCGUAAAUUAGAUUUAUUCAGUAUAUUAUUAUUGGAUAAGUGUCUGUGCACAUGCACUGGUAAGGCUUGAUGUUUUAGAGAGGAGAGCGCGGUUUGUUAAAGUGUUUUCUUUGUUUGUCGAUUCAUAUCCUUGAAGAACAAAUAAUCAACGCCAAUUUCUCAAUGGCUGAAAACAACUUUCCUCCCCUGCCUGGUUUUGUUCCACUGAGGCCAUGCUUCUACCAGGACUUUGAGGAGAUCCCCGACCAGCACCGCACCAUGUGCAAGAGACUCUACUACUUGUGGAUGUAUGAUCCCUGUAGCUGAUCCCACCAAAGUGUAUUGUGCCACCUUGCUGGUGAAUUUCUUCGGCUGUUUGGCGUGGAUGUUUGGAGGUGGAGGAGUGACUAACUUUGGCAUGUCGAUCAUGUGGGUCAUUGUCUUCACCCCGUGUUCCUAUGUCUGCUGGUUCCGACCCAUUUACAAUGCGUUCAAGACUGACAGCUCGUUCUAUUUCAUGGCUUUCUUCUUUGUCUUCAUGGCACAACUUUUCAUUUCCAUAAUACAAGCCAUUGGUAUUCCAGGAUGGGGUGUCUGCGGCUGGUUGGGCACCAUCUCCUUCUUUGGCACGAGUAUCUUAGCUUCCAUCAUUAUGCUAAUCCCCACGAUCAUGUUCACCGCAGUUGCUGGCAUUUCAUUCUUCGUCCUCACUAAGGUUCAUAACUUUUACCGGGGCAGUGGGGGCAGUAUGAAUAAAGCUCAGGAGGAGUGGGUUUCUGGGGCCUGGAAGAAUCCUCACGUUCAGCAGGCAGCUCAACAGGCAGUUCUGGGGGCCGCCACAGGGGCCGCGCAGGGCCCUCCUUCACCUCAGUACUCCACACCCACUUAUGAUAAUAAAGUGUAAUAUAGUUAAAAUAAUUCAUUAUGAAUGAAACUCCUUGUUGGGUUAUGAGACGAUGCAACUGAAAAAUGUUGGUGAAAGGUUAAAUCGGCCGUGUGAUGUUGUAAAAACCAAGUAGUAUUUUUUUAUUUAACAUUUCUGAUCCGUCUUUGUUUUGUAGCUUUUAUGUCAAUACAUGAUUAAAGGAACAGUUCACCCAAAAAUAAAAAUCUUCUUUUACUCACCUUCAAGUUCUUCCAAAUCUGUAUGAA